Messenger RNA from Phragmites australis (common reed), 2300 nucleotides. RefSeq lists its product as uncharacterized. The transcript is spliced from 2 exons. Bases 177 to 2078 code for a protein of 633 amino acids. The record is from RefSeq and is a predicted model, not a curated record. NCBI's taxonomy places the organism in Eukaryota, Viridiplantae, Streptophyta, Magnoliopsida, Poales, Poaceae.
GAACCAAAAGAACCUAACUGACCACGGUCACUUGAGCUCAACCGCUGUCCAGCCUCUUCUGUCCCUACACCGAGUCCACCGCUCGCCCCGUGCACCCGUCUCCUUCCCCUUCGCACUCCCCGAACCCCAGAUCCCACUGCUCCCCAGAUGCGAGCCCUAACCCUAGCUCUCAUUCCAUGGCGUGCCUCGCGAUCUCCCUACAGCCGGUGAACGGCCCCGACAUCCUCCUCCAGACGCGCUCUUGGUUCCCCGUCUCCCGCGCCCUCGCCGCCGUCUCCGCCUUCCGCGUCGCGCGCCUCCACCUCGCGCGCGGGAAGCAGACUCCUCAGUCCCCCGCCGCCUUGCUCGACGCCAUCGGCGACGACCCCCUCGCCUCCGCGUCCGGGCAGCUCGUCGUCGGCGUCGAGUCGCAGUACCGCGUCGUGUACCGCCUCGUCAACUCCAUCUACGUGCUCGGCGUCACCACCGCCUCCGACCAUGCCUCCCCCGCCGUCCACGCCUUCGCCGUCGCCGACGCCGUCGGCCAAGCCGUCUCCGUCGUCGUCGCCGCCUGUCGCGGGGUCGACGUCACGCCCGAGAAGGUGCAUCGCAAGUACCCUGAGGUCUACCUCGCCCUCGAUCUCGUCCUCCACGGCGUCGGAUCCGUCCGCCUCUCCCAGAUCCUCGCCACCAUCCAUGGCGAUAACCUCGCGCGCAUGGUCAACUCCUCCCCCGACGCCGAGGCCCGAGCCCGUGGCGCAGAUCCCUGGCCCGCCGUCGAGCACCUCGCGCACGACCGCCACGCCGCGAGGGAGGGCUUCUCCGGCGCCUCGUUCGAGCUCCCCCAGGAGACCCUCGCUGCUGGUGACGAGUUCUCGUCUAACAUUGCCCCCGCGACCACCGUCGCCACUGGGGAUGAGGCUCCACCUGAGGAGGCGCCGCCUGUGGAGAAGGACCCCUUUGCAGCCAGCGACCUGAUUGUUAACAAGCCGGAGGAGGCAUUGGUGGGUGCGUUCAAGAAGAACAACGAAACUGCCCUUGUGGUUGCUGAUCCUGCAGCUGCACUUGCUGGAUUGGAGGUAACGACUUUGCCACCAGCUGAGGCGACUAAGCCGACAUUUAUCGGUGUUGAAGGGUUUGAGGGUGACUAUGGUGGAAUUGAGUUUGGCAACGAGGAAGCUUCACUUGCUGAGGCAUUUGAAGGGAUCAAUGCACCCUUUGGGGGUGGGCUGGAUGCUUCUGAGUUUGUUACCACAACAAAGAAGAAUCAUAAGGACAGGACCAUCACUGGUCUUGAGCUGCUAGCAACAAGUGGGCAGCCACCAAAUGCAGCUGUUGGUACUCCGCUGGAGAAUUUAUUGGUGACCAAGAGAACGGAGAUGACUGCCCCUGAGUUGUACAUUGCGGAGGAGAUCAAUGCAGUAUUCAAGGAGUCCAUUCUAUCACGGGUUGGUUUGAAGGGUACAAUCUUCCUCCGAACCUUGCCACUGAACAAGGCAGCGGGGAAAGAGACAGAGUUCUCGUUCCGGCUUGAGGGUACAUCUGGAAUGAAGAGGGCUGCUUUGCAGAGUAAUGUGUUAAGUAACCUGCAGAACGGGCUGUUCCAUGUCAGGACAACCUCGAAGGAGGAGCCCAUUCCCAUUAUGAAGUACAGCUUCCUGCCCAAGCACUCACCUCUUCCUUUGAGGAUGCGCCUUGUGAAGCGCCAUAUUGGGACAUUGCUCUCAGUGAUGAUACAGUACGCGUCGAAUCCAAUGUUGCCACAGCCAUUGAGCAAUGUGAUGUUCACUGUUAAGCUUCCUGUGGAUCCGACUCUGCUCAAUGUUUCACCCAAGGCUGUGCUUAACCGGGCAGAGAGGGAGCUUAGAUGGCACAUUCCAGACAUUCCCCUGAAAGGUCCAGCUGGAAGGCUCAGGGCACGGAUGCCUGUUGACCAGGACUCCAAGGAUGGUGAGCUAGAGGUUGUUGGGAUGGUGAAAUUUGCUUACCAAGGGCCAUUCACAUUGUCUGGCAUCAAACUAUGCCCAGCCACUGAUGGCAUUGCCCAGUUUAAUGAGGUCGGCCAUACCUUCUCAUGUGGGAGUUACCUGUGCAUCUGAUUGUAUGUGGAUACUUUCCCAUCUCCGCUUUACAUUUGCGCAACUCUGAAUAGAUGGAGCAUUGAAGCACAUUCCUUUCCGGAUUGUGAGCCUUGUGUUGUUGGAGAGCUUGGUAGCAGAUUCGCGAGCAGGUGAGCCUGACCGUGCAGUUACAAAAACUCACCUAUUUGGUGAGGACGACUUCACCGGCCUAUGGUUCAAGCUUUUUGUGCAAUGAUGAAA